GCAAUUAGGUUCAGCCGUUUAUUCCUUCUUUAAGUUUUUAAUUCCGUUUUUCUUUCUUUCUUUCUCCCAGAAUAGGAAGGCGGUGAUAAACGGCAGAAUGUGGGCAUGGUUUCUCCUCUCUGCACGCCCCUCAUUUUCCGCAUCCGGCAAUAAUUCUGCCCCUCCAUGUCUGUCUGGACUCUGACACAAAAGAAAAGAAAGACUACUUACUCCAGCAAUCAACCUCGCGAGUCGUCGCUCUCUGCCAAAUCCAAAUCCCACCCCGCAACUCACGGUUUCGUUUCUUAGCGCACUCUCUCUUCUCUUGGGGCCAUUUGAAAUCUCCAAUCCCGGGUCCCCCUUACCUUAAACUUUUCCGCAGAAAGUCUUAAGAAAAGGGAAAAAAGGACCAAGCCAGUCCGGAUCAAUCAUUCAACCAUGCUUGACAUUGCGGACUUUGUCCACGGAGCCACUCCGGAGAAGAUCGCGGAAAAUCAGGAGAGAUUACGGGAGAACCAGCGGCGUCGUGGUGCGCCUGUGGAGGCGGUGGACGAGGUUAUUGCUUUGUUCAAAGUCGCCCGAGAAUCGCGCUAUGAGGUUACUCAGAUAGGUGAGAAGAUCAAUAAGGUCCAGAAGGAAAUUGGGAGGAAAAAGAAGAAUAAGGAAGACGCGGCUGAUCUGAUCGCGGAGAAGACGGAGCUGGAGAAACAAAAGAAGGAUGCAGAUGCUUUAGCCACCGAGAAGGAGUUGCUGAGAGACCGGAAACUCGCAUCGAUUGGGAAUUACGUCCAUGCAGAUGUACCUACAAGCCAGGAUGAGGCGGAUAACGCUAUUAUCUCGACAUGGGCGCCAGAAGGGUUUAAGGAGGAAAAACCAGCCUACUGCCUCUCACACGACGACGUGCUUCACCGAUUGGAUGGUUUUGACCAGAAACGAGGCACCAAAAUCUUCGGGCACCGGGGGUAUUGUCUGAUCAACUAUGGUCUACUCCUAAACCUUGCACUGGUGAACUACGGACUGGAGUUCCUGUUCAGCAAGAAAUACACCCUUAAUCAGCCACCCUAUUUCAUGCUGAAGCAGUAUAUGGCCAAGACUGCGCAGCUCGAGCAGUUCGACGAGGAGCUUUACAAGGUUACCGAAAACGAGGAUAAGGCUUCAGAGAGAUAUCUGAUUGCGACUUCCGAACAGCCCUUGUCCGCUCUACAUAGCGGAGAGUGGCUUCAGGACAGCGACCUUCCUAUCAAAUAUGCCGGGUACAGCACUUGCUAUAGAAAGGAGGCUGGUUCUCAUGGCAAGGAAGUAAUGGGAAUUUUCCGUGUGCAUCAGUUUGAAAAGAUAGAACAAUUCGUGAUGACCAAACCCGAGGACUCAUGGGAUGCGUUUGAAGAUAUGAUGAAGAAUUCAGAAGAAUUCUAUCAAUCUCUCGGCCUCCCGUAUCGAGUUGUCGACAUCGUCUCCGGCGCUCUGAAUAAUGCCGCAUCGAGGAAGAACGACUUGGAAGCGUGGUUCCCGUCCCAGGGCACAUACAAGGAACUGGUCUCUUGCUCAAACUGCACAGAUUACCAAUCCCGGGCGCUGGAAAUCCGAUAUAGAGCGAAGAAGGAUGAUGAGAAGGACACCCGCAGUGAUGAGAAUAAGAAAGUUUAUGUGCACGCGUUAAAUGCUACCCUGUGUGCUACAGAGCGGACACUCUGCUGUAUCUUGGAAAACUACCAGACUGAAACGGGUAUAAUUGUCCCCAAGGUGCUCCGGAAGUAUAUCCCGGGCCAACCUACAGAGAUCCCGUAUACUAAGGAGUUGGUUGAGAAGCCCAGUGCGGAUAAGUCAAAAUCUAAGACUAAGCAGAACCCUGCACCGAAGAAGAGCAAUGUGACUGAGGGGAUGCAGAACUUGAAGGUAUAGGAACUGCGACACACACGCAGUAGCCGCACCUGCAAUCUUGUCAACUACGUCAUAUAUACGUGGGACAGAUUCGGUGCAAUUUUCAUGUGGUAAAUAAAAUAGAUUGUUUACCUAUUUGUGACAUCUCAAAAGAUAUUAUACUUAUACCAGUUGCUUUCUGAUGCUUCAUAUAUACAUUUACAUUUACAAAACUAAGAAUAAAAAGCGCUGUGGUGAAGAUAAUUUUAUCAAUAUUGAAUUCAGUAAAUGAACAAACCACCCCACCACGCUAUCUGGGGAAAUGUUUAACCCAAAUGCACA
Blastomyces gilchristii SLH14081 is the source of this 2181-nucleotide messenger RNA. Its product is annotated as seryl-tRNA synthetase. The transcript is spliced from 6 exons. Bases 418 to 1881 code for a protein of 487 amino acids. Gene Ontology annotation, molecular function: tRNA binding; serine-tRNA ligase activity; ATP binding. Gene Ontology annotation, cellular component: cytosol. The record is from RefSeq and is a predicted model, not a curated record. Gene Ontology annotation, biological process: seryl-tRNA aminoacylation. Lineage: Eukaryota; Fungi; Ascomycota; Eurotiomycetes; Onygenales; Ajellomycetaceae.